AUGCGAAGAUAUCUAGUCAAUCAGCGUUGUGUUUUGCCAAGGUUACCUGUGGGGUCAUCACAUUUUGUGAUACUGAUUACGCUGUCUUGUCUCACGAGGGUCCAUAUCUAUCUAUCUAUCUAUCUAUCUAUCUAUCUAUCUAUCUAUCUAUCUAUCUAUCUUAAUCUGUUCAUAGCUAUCUCAGUCUGUUUCUAUCUAUCUAUCUAUCUAUCUAUCUAUCUAUCUAUCUAUCUAUCUAUCUAUCUAUCUAUCUCAAACUAUUCACGUUUAUCUAUCUAUCUAUCUAUUUUAAUCUCUAUCUCAGUCUGUUUCUAUCUAUCUAUCUAUCUAUCUAUCUAUCUAUCUAUCUAUCUUGUUAUUCCAACAACCCGCACCCCCACCUCCGACCAACCCUCAUUUUUUGGUUGGGUUCGGGCAGCCAGAAUAUUAAUUGCCGCUGUUGGUCGGCGAAUCGCACGAUUCAUCGAACCGUUUCUUUCCCCUUCCUCUUCCCAGGAUUCACUCACUUUCCUCCCCGCUUUUUCUUUUGUCACUCCCCACCAUUUGCACCCACUCGCCCCCGUAUCUUUUACACACUCAUCAUUUUUCCUUCCUAUCGUCGUCAUAACUUUUAUUCUUUUGUCAUCGUUUGCUCCAUUUUUUUUCCAUCCCCAUCUUGAACUCGCCCCUACUUCUUCUCCUCCUUCUAUUCCUCAAUUUGCUUCUUCUUCUCUUUCUUAUUCUUCUAACACUUCUUCUUUUUCUUCUUCACUUCUUCUAUUCGACCUCCCACUUCUUCUUCUCCUCCUCCCUCCUUUUCUUUACCUCCUCCUCCUCCUCCUCUUUUCUUCUUCUUCCUCUUCUUUUUCUAUUCCACCUCCCCCUUCUUUUGCUUCUACUCUUUCUUACAAUUUCUUCUUCUUCAUCUUUUUCUUCUUCCCGCUUUUAUCCUCUUACUAUUUCUUCUUCUUCUUCGUCCUCUCCUUCUUCUUUUCCUCAAUUUGCUUCUUCUUCUCUUUCAUUCUUCUAACACUUCUUCGCUUUUUCUUCUUCUUCUUCUUCCUCAUCUUCUUCUAUUGUUCCUGCUCCUUUUGUUUUUCUUCUCUUUCUUACUCGUCUAACUCUUCUUCUUUUUCUUCUUCACUUCUUCUUCUAUUCCACCUCCCUCUUCUUCUUCUUCUUCUUCUUCCAUUUUUCCCCCAUUUCUUCACCUCCCUCUUUUCUUCUUCCACCUCCCCCUUCUUUUGCUUCUUCUCUUCCCUACACUUCUUCUUCUUCUCUUCCUCCCCCUUUUCUUCCCCUUCUCCUCCUCUUUUCUUAUUCUUCUUUUUCUAUUCCACCUCCCGUUUCAUUUGCUUCUUCUCUUCCCUACAAUUCUUCUUCUUCUUCUUCUUCUUCUUCUUCUUCUUCUUCUUCUUCUUCUUCUUCUUCUUCUUCUUCUUCUUUCUCGCUUUUAUCCUCUUACUCUUUCUCUUCUUCUUUGUCCUCUCCUUCUUCUAUUCCUCCCCUUCCCCUACUCCGCUUUAUUUUGCUUCUUCCUGCUUGUUUUUCUUCUCUUUCUUCUCUUUCUUCUCUUUCGUCUCCUUCUUCUCCUUCUUGGUCUUCUUCUUCUUCUUCUUCUUCUUCUUCCACCUCCUUUUUUAUCACCCCCCUCCGCUUUCUCUUUCUUCUUCUUUUUCUUUUUUGAGACAUACGGCCAUAUCGUCCUUUUCCUCUCCUUCUACCUCCUUCACCUUUAAAUCUCCUCCUCCUGUUCCUCUCCUACUUUCUCUGCCUUUUCCUCUCUUUCUACCUCCUCCACCUUUAAAUCUCCUCCUCCUUUUCCUCUCCUACUUCCUCUGCCUUUUCCUCUCUUUCUACCUCCUCCACCUUUUCUUUUCCUUCUACCUCCUUCGCUUUUUCCUCUCCUUCUACCUCCGCCACCUUUAA
This is a messenger RNA of Acanthosepion pharaonis, 1908 nucleotides long. The record is from the annotation of a GenBank genome assembly. Lineage: Eukaryota; Metazoa; Mollusca; Cephalopoda; Sepiida; Sepiidae.